AUGAUGCUGGACUCAGUAAGCCACAAUACCUUCUUGCCAAACACAAUGCUAUGUGAAUCCCUGAUGUCUUGGUCAGAACUGUUUGGAGCACCUGAAGAAAACUACCCUCCAUUUGAUCACCUAACAGGUGGGUACAUUGGUGCUUCGUUAACAAGCACUCAACACAGUAACUGCCAGCUACUACUUUUACUUAAUAAUUUGAAUUGCACUGCAACCACAACAAAACAUCUUCUACCCAAAUAAAUAUGUCUUUCAGUGAUGUAAUAUUCUGUGUCUGACCGUCUUUUCAGAUACACUGCCCUUGUUCAUUUAUUGUGCAGAGACCUGGCUCACUGACAACUGUAUUGCAAAUAAAUAUUUGUUGCUUUCAUUCUUUACCUUUUUUAAUUGUAUAUGUAAGACAUUUCAGGUUCAGACCUUGAAAAUAGGUUUAUUUGCUUGACAGUCUGGUAGCUGAAAGGGCAGCUUACCAUGUAAAUCAUGCAAUCGAAGAGCUGAAAGGGAGAUGAUGAUUAUCUUGUUGAAGCCCUAAGCAAAGAAAUAUCAAUCUAUGCCUUAGAAAUCCACAAGAGAAGCCUGGCUAACCUUUCCUUGGGAACCUAGUAAGUAGCUGAUUCCACCAUCUCUUCAGGCAUCUUAGAGCAGAACUAGAGGUUCUGCCUGACUAGAUGCAGAACUACUGUCAGCUCAUUUCUCUUUGUUUGCUUUCCCUUGUAAAAUCUUACACAACACACUACUAGCUCAAUUAUUAUUCUUGCACAGAGGAAAGAACAGAUGUACUUAAUGUGACCUGCCCCUGUCAUUGCACUGCAACUUCUCAGAUGGAGAGGUUCAAGGAUCUCAAUCGCACAGGGAGCCUUCAUGAGUAGAGAAGGCUCCCCACCGUGGAAGUUACAACUGAAUUUCAGAGUAGCACAACAGUGGGGGCAGAGGAGAAAGCACAGCCUCUUAUCUGUCUCAUGACUGAACGGAGUUUAAUACGUGCUGUGCAUCUCCCAACUUAUACUCACAUCAUUGGCUAGUGAGAAGGGGGAGGCACACAGAAUUAUAACAUCUCAUGCAGUGUUGUACAAUACGCUAUAAAAAAAAUAUGAAAACAAAAGGGAAUUGGAUGAACAAUGGCACCUGCAUGCCAUAACAUCCAGGUCCAUUCUUAUUCCAAAAACUGAGCUGUUCCCAGAAGUAUUUCCCUAUGUUUUCACUAACUGUAUGUUUGUGCUAAGUUGCUCUGCUUACUGAAGGGCAAACUAGAUAAUACAUUUGCUUCAUAUCUGUGCCCUAAAAUUCAGGGUUCUUGUUGGGGGCUAUAGAAAUUUUUGGCAGGAUCUGGAUAAAGACCUUAGGCUGGGGAGUAGUGGGGCUCAACUCUUUACCAUGUGCUGUGGCCCUAUAAAGCCCACAUCAACAAUUUGCAUAGGGGGAAGGCUUCCUGUUCACAUACUCCUCUUCACUGGUUUCUUCUUUUGUACUAUUUCAAGCUUAACUUCAUCGUCUUCUGACUUUUAAGCCUCUUGGUGUCCUUCCUCACUUGUGUCUAUCUUCAUGGUUUCUCCUUUAUUUUCCUCUUGUUCUCUUAACACAUCCUUUUAUUUCAUUAAAAUGCCAUUCCCUUAUGCUCUCAGUGGCAGACCUUGGUUUCUAAAAUUUUAGCAGCACCCUGUGUGCCAACAUUCGGUGAGCCUUCCAUUCUACAGCAUAGUUGUGGAGCCCCUGAGGCUCCCAGUGCAACCAAACUCGUGUUCCCCUAAAUCUGCCUCUGGUACUCUUCUCAUCUUUGUGUUUCCUCUGCUUUUUGCAUGACUUCUUACAUGCAAUUCUUGCCUCUUGGCUAUUUCACAUAUAUUUGCUUCUCAGAAAAUUAUUUUUUAAAUCUCAUUUCCCGUCUCAUGGUUUUGAUCCUUUUUUAUUCCUUAAUCUUCAUGUUAGCUACUGAACAAAAAAAAAAAAAUUCCAUUCUCAUUUUAACUUCACUAAGGUUUCUUCUUCUGUAAACUUGUUUUUCCUUUUAGUUUCUGUUUAAAUUAUGAGCUCUGUGUACAGCAUAUGUAUAGUGCCACAUAAACUUUAGGCCCCUUUUUACAAACAUUAUGUUGUAAUGCAUCAUUUGCAAAUAUGAAAUGAUGAUGUCAGGAAACUAAGAUUGACAAUAGCCAAUCUCUGCUGAGUUCGUCAUGAUAAACAAAUUGGCCAGGUCAGAAUUAAAGACUAUGCACAAGUCCAGGAGCUGAGGAUGAGAAUGUGCAAGUUUCUGUUCUUGUUUGCUUCAGCAGGGCCUUGUAGACAACUGGACUGCUUUUGCAAGAGAAGAAAGAGGGUGAAGUAAGUUCACUUCCUGUUUCUUCAGAAAUCCUGAUUGGCUGGAAGGAUCAGCCUGAUGUUCUGUCCCCAUGUGCAGCUAGACCAGCCAACGCCUGCACAUAACUCUCUCACAUAGCUCCCUGUUGCUUGGGAAAGGUUGUACAGAGCCAAGCUGCAAUGACUAAUGAAAAAGCAAUAUACAAUGGUACCUUGUUUUGAGUCCGGGAUCCGUUCUGGAGCCCCGGAUGCUCGAUGAAAGGGACGCUUGACAAAGCACUGCUCUGUGCACGCACGUGUUUUGCACUUCUGCGCAUACGUGAGGCACAAGUUAGCGCUUCUGUGCAUGCAGCAAACCUGAAAGUAACCUGUUCCGGUACUUCCGGGUUUGCCACGGAUGUUCCACGAAAUGGACGCUAAAUGGGCCGGACUCACAACGAGGUACUACUGUACCAAGUGCCGUAGAAGUGUUCCUUAUGCGAAGCUGACCUGAUGAAUUGUUUGGCUAUAUGUAGUCUUAGGUUCCUUCCAGAUAUCGUUUUUACUGCACAUUCAUGAUUUUUGAGCUCAUGAUGCUAUCAGGGCAGUCACACACAAUCCGACUUUCAAUACUAUUUGUGCCUGCAAAACUUUUUGGCAGCUAUACUGCUUUAUUUCCAGUCAGUGCAUAUUUUGUAACUUCCAGCUGCAAUCCCAUACCCACCAAGUGUCCCGGAAAAAACAGGACAUCCCAUUUUUUUCUCAUGAGAUCAUGGUGGCCAUUUUGGAUGCUGCACUCUUUUGCCACGUUCACACUUUUUUUAAAAAAAAACAAAACACUUUUUCAGGGACACACACACCAACAGCAAUAAUGUAGUAGCAUUGGGAAAGCAUCGCAGAACAACUAAUGUAAUAGAAUAAAUCCAGAAAUUAGAUGAACACCAGUCAUCUAUAAAAGAGGCUGGAUCUUGUCACUUAUUGCAGAUAUGAAUUUGUUUUGUUAGGACAAUAUUUAUCUAUACCAUUGUUCUGUUGUAGGAGGAUCCAGACUCUUAUACUGGAGUGUUAUUUAUAUUAUUUAUGCUAGUAAAAGAAAGACAGUCUAUGACUUGUGCACUGUGUCCUGAAGUUCCUUUCUGAAAAUACUUAAUAGCACCAUUUUAGCUGUAGGUAUAAAAUUACAGUGCAUAAAUUUAUUAAUUUCACCAAAUGCAUUCAAAACUUGAUAGUGGCUUUGAAUUCUCACCAGAUAAUUUUAAAAAUCCAAUUCAGUAAUGCAACAAGGUUCUUCAUAGAGACCCAUUCCCCAGUGGCAGAAAUAGUAAAUAAAACCUCAAGCAAUAGCACUCUCCUGCCGUUGCUCUCAUUCAGAAUUUUACAUUAUGCUAUCUUGGUAUUCUACAUUUUGUGUUGCAUGCCCAUGAUUCCACACACACUCUUGAAGUCACUAUUGCUAUCCAUUCUUGCCCAACUGCACAAGUAGGUGAUAUGGUUUCUUCCCUCAAAAAUAUUAACGUGCAAAAGAAUAUGAAAAUAAAUGAGAAGACACUAGAUUUAAAGUUGCCGUAUUUGGCAGACUGAUUAAAUACAUAAUCACCUCUACAGAAUGUUUUCUGACUUCAAAAAAAUCAUCUGAGCUUUUUAGAAGUGAAAGUAAUCAAGAAGACUAAACUAGACCUGGCAAGAAUCAUUCAUGAAAGAAAGGAACAUGCCUUAGCAUUUUUAUUACUAGCAAAGCUGAUAUUUAUCUCCAUCAAGUCAAUCCAUCAAGUUUUAGAAACAAUCACCAAAGCAAUCACCAAAACAAUCACACUGUAGAGAAUAUAGAGAGAAAUGCAUUUUAUAUAGAGAGAAAAGUCCAUUUCAUAGCAAUGAAACAGGAAUCAUAAUUCAUAACACAUUUAUCAUAAAAAAACAGAUUUCCUGUUAAAAUCAAUUUCCUGCUAAAGCUAGGUCCAAUUGGAUUAAUAAAUAUUUAUAAGCAUACAUGUUGCCUGCCUUGAUCAGACAAUCUAGUCUGAUAGUUUGUCUCCAAUACUGAUUGGCUAGAGCUCUUUUCAGAUGUUAUAAAAUGCCUGGAUAAAGAAUAAUCAGUGAGUGAAUAAGGGAGCUGGAUUGUGAAUUUCUGCAUAAACUCUGUGCCUAAAUUGUCAUUUUUGUCUCAGUUUUGCCUUAUUCCAUCCCACUGUCUUCCCAUUUCUAUGCCCCAUAAUACAUUGUGCAACGCUGCUCAUGUAGCUAUUGCCAGUCCCCCCAAAUGUUACCAGCUUAGGAACAGAAAUUCUCCUCCUGCACAAGUGUAGGGUUGCCAUAUUUCAAGAAGUAAAAAUCCAGACACAGUUGCUCAGCUUUUGGGGACGAUUGUUCAAAAAGUUGUUGAGCACUUCCAAUGGGGAGCAGACAAAGUCCUGGAUAUUUCGAUUUACCCGGGCACCAAUUUAGCCGCCGCCACCAGAACAUUACAAGAAUUUCCCAGUUUAUAAGGCAACCUAUUCAAGUGUGAUACACCGUUAUCUGUUUAUGAUAAUAGGACAUUGCCACAGAUUGUGAUCCUUGCACAAAGAUAUUGGAACUAACCCUAACCAAUAUUUGUUAACACAGUGUUUCCAUUUAAACUUUUGAUGUCUAAAAUAAACCAUCCACAGUUUAAAUGUACUGGUUUUUUCCCUUCAUUGCACUGUGGCAGGUUCUGAUUCUUCGUGGACAUCUGUUUACCCCGAAUACUGGACGAGAAACAACGUAUGCGAGUGGCUACAAUUUUGUUGUGAUCAGUACAAACUGGAUGCCAACUGUAUUUCAUUUUCCCACUUUAACAUCAAUGGCCAACAACUGUGUGGCAUGACCCAAGAGGAGUUUCUAAAUGCUGCAGGCAUUUGUGGUGAAUACCUGUAUUUCAUCCUACAAAACAUCAAGGCUCAUGGUCAGUGUGCCAAAGAUUUAAUCGGUGUAUGAUUGUUUCAUUCUGACUGUGACUGAUAAUAUUUGCACAAGGCAUUGAACUGACAUCCACAGAGAUUUAUACGUUGCACUGAACCACACUUUGGUCUGGGCAUGUAUGUAAAUGCACUCAGUGUGGGGAAAACAAGAAUAAAACAAGGUGGAAAGUGAAUUUUACACAAGAAUAAAUCUUUUUACAAAAUCAUAUCUUGUGCUGUAGGCAGGUAGACAAGAUUGGGACAGGGGAACAAGGACGUGGAAAUUAAAAAGGGAAUAUACAAGGGAAACUAGGUUUUUGGUGAAGUGUAAUGGAGGAGUCUGAAAUGCUACAACAGUAGAACAGUAUUGUAGUUUUAAGAGUUUGUUUUGGACCAGGGAUUGGGGUUUUUUAAUGCAGUGUAUGUACCGAAAGUCUCAAUACAGACAUUAAUUAUUAAAAACUUUUAUGGUUUUCUCUAUAGGUGUCUCCUUCUUUCAUGACAAUGAAGAUACAAAGUCGUCUGAAAAAGAUUGUAAGUAAACUUUUUUAAAGUGUGUGUUUUUCUAGAUAAGAGUGAAAGCUCAUAGCUAAAAGCCGUAACUGCAGCUUCAAUAUACAGCAGUCCACAGGGACCAGACCUCGCAGGGUGACCACUGGAGAGACAAACCUGGUCCCAUGAAAUUUAACAUCUCGUGUUUGAAAGCUCAAUGCUCUUUCCAAUGUUCUUUAGAACCUAUGUGAAUGAAACCACUGGGAAUUUUGAAGUUGGGUGUGACCACUGUACUUAUGACACCCAGCUCUAUGUCUCAUGAGCUGUGAUCAAAUGGAUUUGGACACAUAGACUGAAACUGAAUCCAGGAAAGUUGGAGGUGAUACUGUCCUGGAGGGUGAAAUAUGGCAGCAAUUGAAGAGCCUAGUUAUUAUUAAUAUUUAUUAAAUUUCUAUACCACUCUUCAUCCGUGGUUCACAGAUGCUUUACAAUAAAAAACCCACAAAAAUACAUAACAAAUGAAAACAAUAAUCCCACACACAUAUUGUUUAAAAUACCAUAGAUUGAUAAGCAAGUUUUGUGGUACAUAGAACAACACUCUGGCAAUUAAAUCCUUUGUGCAGGAAAAAGGUAAAAAGUAAAGGACCACUGGACGGUUAAGUCCAGUCAAAGGUGACUAUGGGGUUGUGGCACUCAUCUCGCUUUCAGGCCAAGGGAGCUAGCGUUUGUCCACAUACAGCUUUCCAGGUCAUGUGGCCAGCAUGACUAAACCGCUUCUGGCACAACCGCUUCGGGCUGGCGGAAGUGGCCAAGGAGUGGGCCAGGGAAUACCGUGAUGGAAGCCAGAGCGCACGGAAACGUCAUUUACCUUCCCGCCACAACGAUACCUAUUUAUCUACUUGCACUGGUGUGCUUUCAAACUGCUAGGUUGGCAGGAGCUGGGACAGAGCAAUGGGAACUCACUCCAUCAUGGGGAUUUGAACCUAUGACCUUCUGAUAGGAUAGGAACUUUGCCCACAAUGACUGAAAUUUCCAAGUUGACUACUGUAAUGUGUUUUAUAUGGGGCUUUUUUAAGACUAAAAAAGUAUCAGUUGCUGCAAAAUUGCUGCAGUCUGUCUCCUGUUAAAUGUCCAGAGAAGGGAACAUGUGCAGCCUUGGUUAUGCCAACUGUACAGUUUACUGGAGCACUUAUUCCAGGUCCAACUCAAGUUGUUUGUUUAUGCCUAUGAAAGUUUACACAGUCUGGGAUCCGUGGUCUCAGAGACCAUAGGCCAAACUUAGAUAUGACAUUAAAACACGUCUUUGUAUUAACAUACACUUUAAAUGAAAUUGCUCCUCCUAUUGAAGAAAGAAGAUCCAAUGUAUUUUUUUAUCAGAAAUGCAGCAAGGGAGGAAAGGGUUUUAAAAACCAAUACUACAAUGCUGCUAAUAUCCCUAUUUGUAUGGCUGAUGUUUGCUUUCCUCUUCCUCUUCCUCUUCCUCUUCCUCUUCCUCUUCCCCUCCUCCUCCUCCUCCUCCUCCAUCUUAUGCCCACAUAAAAUGCAACAACAACAAAAAAGAGCAUUUAUCACAAUGGCUAGUUUGGUACUUGAUCUUCCUGCCAUCUUUGUUCAUCAAAUAAGCCCUGCAUUAGUUUGCAUAUAUUUGUGCUCUGUGAAAUCUGACACUGGAAACAGAGCCCUUGCAGCAUGGUCCUGAGGCUAUGGAACAAUUCUUUCUGGAACUGAGCAAUGUUUGAUACCCCUUUUGGUCAAGCUUUUGGGGAUUUCUGCCUAGACCAAUUUUUUGAUUGCCUCAAGCAUUUCUAGUUAUUUUGUUCGGUUUUUAUUUAUUUUUGAAGUUUCCUCUCUUUUUUUGCUCUUUUUCUUUGUUGCAAGCCACUUUGGACAGAUUUUGGAAAUGCUAUUAAAUAAAUAAAUGGGACAUGACCAAAGACCUGUGUAAAUAUAAGAUCAUAUUUUGUGGUUCUCGGUUGUGCAAGUCUCUUAGAAACCAGACACAUAGGUUUACACUGUGCUUUUCCAAGCAUUUGCAAAAAACACCAGCACUUGCAAAAAAAGGAAAAUCUGCAUCAACACUAAGAUCGGUCUAAAGAGCAGCACAGAGGUACCAAUGUCCAAUAAUGAACUUUGACACUGCCUACAAACUCCAUAACUAUGGCCUUCAGAUUAUACUGUAGGUAGAAGCACUAUUUACAUAGAGAUACAAUCAGGACACACUGUGUUUCCAAAUAACCAUGUUUUCAGAUAAUUGAAAUCUGGCCACUGGUAUCUUAUGUACUUCUCUGUCUUUUUCGGCUGCCAGUUUAGCUAACUGUCCAGCUUCUGGUUAAUAAUUCAUUUUGCUUUAUCUUUAUGUUAAAGUUGGGUUUUUAUGUUAAGAUAAAUCACAGACCCAUGUUGGUUUAGUAUUGCAUGGAAUGUUAUUAGAUGAACACUUUGACCUCUUUAAGUCACAUUGUCAUCUGACCCUGAAAUUCAUCCAUAUUUAUUUAUGUCCAUGCUUUUUUAAAAAAUCUUUUCCAGAUAUUGAUAAGGCAUGUUUGAGGACAGGUGGCAUCAAGAGCCAAGAGUUUCAAAGUCACAGCAGAACAAGUAGGUAUACCUCUGCCAUCUAUAGGCUUUGAAAUGUCAUAGAAAACGUCACUGUUUGCAGUACAUCUCCAAAUAACCUUGUAGUCUGUAUGAACAGUGCUUGUUUUCGUUUUAAUGUUUAUUCCAGUUCUCAUAUAUAAGCAAUAGUUAUCUACUGCAAUGCUUGCAGCAUCACACAGCCACCAGGUGGCACUCCUAGUAUCCAAGAGACAAACACCUUUUCAGGUUCCUCCUGGAGAAUAAAUUCAAAAAGCAGGUGUUGUAAGCCUUGAAGGUCCAAAGAUGAAGAAGCAGCCGUGUCUAACUAGGCUUUUCCUGUUUUUUACUAGCAGUUUCGAGACACAACAGCUACAAAAUCACUGCAGCCCAGUUUGGGCAAAGCUCCAUACGUUUACUUAUUCCUGUCACAAGGGAAUUCUCUCAUACCCUAUAAAAAAAUUUGGCAACUCUACAUUUAGUCGGGAGAAAAGAAGCAGAGGAAGGGGUGGAGCAGCUGAGAAGGCACAAGCCUGAGAAUAAAGAAAUAAGAGAGUCAGAGGAUGGUUUGGAAGAAUGCUGAACAAACAAGAAUGAAUAAAAACAGGAUAUGAAUAGCAUCCAAAGGAUCUGUGGAAGAAUUGGUUUGGAAGCUAUCAGCUGUGGCAUGUGUGGCAGGGUGGAGCUGUGGAGCCACCCUCCUGGCGCUGGCAUAGCUGCUGUUUACCUGGAUGGGGUGAAGCAGGGCAGCAGCAAGGGUGGGGCCAUCAGUGCACCUUGAUGGUCCUGCCCCAUCCUGGCAAGCAGGAGAGGCAGCAGUAUCAGCAAAGCAGCUCCGCCCAACCACGCCAGUUGCUACUAGUUAGUAGGAGUGGAGGCAUUUGGUCAUGUGCAUAAAAUAUAUGAAUAGCUCUAAAGUGGAAAUGGUGAUUAUAUCAGUUUUCUGUGUGCAUGAAUAGCAUGCAAAGAAGGCUGUGCUGACUAGGGCAAAGUCGCUCAGUAAGUUUCAUAGCUGAGGGAGACUUGAGCUUGGUUCUCACAAGUCUGUCACAGGCAUAUAUCCCUUUACUGCUUUUUUAAAAAAAGAUCUAUUUAUUUGAAAUUGUUGAAUGAGCUGUAAUAUAUAUAUAUAUAUAUAUAUAUAUAUAUAUAUAUAUAUAUAUAUGAUUUUUUUUAUUAAAAAACCCCAGCUCUUAUUAUUUGAUCUGAUUUUGCAAUUUAGUCUCAAAUAUAGCAGAGCAAAACCUGAGUUUAUUAUGUAUGCAUACAGACUCUUCUUAGUAAAAUCUGAAGUGGGGCCAUUGCAUUUCAAGUUCAGAUUUGGGGAAGAGAAGAGAUUCAGUAGAAAUUAUCAGCAUUAGCUUCCUGCAGCUGUAAACCUCCUUGAACUCAAGAGAUGAUGACUCAAGCACACUCAUAGUUCAUUCAUUUCCUUAAAUUGUUUCUUCUCCAGCUUCAUGGGGAUAAGGAGUUCAACAGUUAAUUUCAAUAGAAGUGUCAACACUCAAGCACAGCUGGGUAUCAACCCAUAAGCAAUGAGUACAUUGUAUAUACUGUAUGUAUGUACCAUAUUUAUGCAAAUCUAAUGUGCCAUCGAAUCUAAUGCACACCUCAAUUUUCAAAACCUUGAAAACAAAAAAGUAUUUGCUGGCACCAUCAAAUCUAAUGCACAUCCUAAUUUUUGUGAGGUCAUUUGUCCAAAAUGGUGCACAUUCCAUUCAAGUAAAUAUGGUAUAUAUAGUGAUAGAUAAAUGAGAUGAAUCAAUAUUAAUACCAACAGCUGUGUUGCAAAAAUGAGGGUACUGAGAAAUGAAAAGGAGGCAUCAGCAUGGUUAGUAGCAAUGAAGGUUUGAAAAGUGAGGGAAAAUAUUUAGGGGAAAAUAUCUAAGGGGUCUUUAUUGGUGGAGUUUUCUUGGCAGGGAUACUGGAGUAGCUUGCCAGUUCCUGCUCCAGGUGGAUCAUGUUUGGUCAAAACUCUCCACUAUGACCUGUCCGUCUUGGGUGGCCCUGCACAGCAUAGCUCAUAGCUUCUCUGAGUUAUUCAAGCCCCUUCACCACAACAAGGCAGUGAUCCAUGAAGGAUCAUGGGCUCCAUGAACAUUUCAGAUGGUGACAGUAGUCACAAAAUUAAAAGACGCCUGCUUCUUGGGAGAAAAGCAAUGACAAACCUAGACAGCAUCUUAAAAAGCAGAGACAUCACCUUGCCGACAAAGGUCCAUAUAGUUAAAGCUAUGGUUUUCCCAGUAGUGAUGUAUGGAAGUGAGAGCUGGACCAUAUAGAAGGCUGAUCGCCGAAGAAUUGAUGCUUUUCACUUAUGGUGCUGGAGGAAACUCUUGAGAGUCCCAUGGACUGCAAGAAGAUCAAACCUAUCCAUUCUUAAGGAAAUCAGCCCUGAGUGCUCACUGGAAGGACAGAUCGUGAAGCUGAGGCUCCAAUACUUUGGCCACCUCGUGAGAAGAGAAGACUCCCUAGAAAAGACCCUGAUGUUGGGAAAGAUUGAGGGCACAAGGAGAAGGGGUCGACAGAAAACGAGAUGGUUGGAUAGUGUUCUUGAAGCUAUGAACAUGUGUUUGACCAAGCUGUGGGAGGCAGUGGAAGACAGGCGUGCCUGGCAUGCUCUGGUCCAUGGGGUCACAAAGAGUCAGACACGACUGAACGACUAAACAAUAACAUCUAAGGGGGUAAAAAUAUUCAGAAAUAGCCCAGUGGUGACUGAGAAUGCCCAGAGGCCAUGGAAUUCUGAAUGUUCAUAUGUGGGGGAGGAGGGCUUGCAGGAGAAAAUAUUACAAAAACCAAGAGGAAACAAAGUGAAUGUAUUAUCCUGAAAGUAUGUGAUGGCUGGAACACUAAACAGAAGCACUCCACAUUUGUUACAGGUCCCAGUUGUCACUGCUGAUAUUUGAGAACCGAUUGUGGCUUCUACACAGUAGUGAGGAAACAGCAUUUUGCAUGUGCUCAGUGGCAUUAUUACCAUUUAGUCUUCAGAAGUCCCUAGCAUGAUUCCUAAAGGGGUCUAGUCAAAUGCUGUUUAGCACUAUCUCCAGCCAAGCAUGGUUAUUUUUGUAAUGGCCCAUGUCAGCUUGCUCUACAGAUUUGCAGUGUAGUGUGCCACUCCCCUUCCCUGCAUCAUAGUCCUCCUACCCAAAACCCUGACAGCCUUGCUUCUGAAAUGAGUUUUUACUAGUAAAAACUAUGUGCUGCUUUUAAUUCUUGAAGGUCUACAGAGCUCUCACUUGUGGGAAUUUGUAAGAGACCUCCUCCUGUCUCCUGAGGAGAACAGUGGUAUUCUGGAAUGGGAAGACAGAGACCAAGGCAUCUUUCGAGUUGUUAAAUCAGAUGCUCUAGCAAAGAUGUGGGGGCAAAGAAAGAAAAACGAUAGAAUGACCUAUGAAAAACUAAGCAGAGCACUCAGGUAAGCUAUUUAUUUAAUCGGUAUUAUAUAAGACAGCUGAUUUCACAGUUCCAAAGAUUUUUUAUUUUUUUUAUGCUGUAUAAUGCAAAGGUCAUGAGACACAGCUAUGGCUCUUUUGAUUAGAGAUAGGAUCAUGUUGCCAAAUCUGUGAGUAGAAUAAAUGAGGAUAAUGAGACAUUAGUCAACAGAUCAUUUGCCAACCUCCCCAAUGAAUAUCCCGCUUAAUACUGUUACCUUACCAUUUCCCUUGGCAACAAUCCUAGAAUUUGACUCUGAACUGUUUUCUUAGGAAAACAAAUGUAAUGCCCAGUGUUUCAAAAGGAGGGAGUUGAACUUCAAGGUGUCUGGGAAAGUGUUGAACUCUGAGCAGUUUAACUGUGCUGUAUGUGUGCAAGUUCCCGUUUGCCAGAAGACUAGAGUGGUCUCUCAGAAAGAAUGUCUUAUUGACUGCUGCUGUUUUACACACUAGCAUAGUAAAACAUUUAACAUAGUACUGUAUGUUAAAGCUGUUUCUAAGUCCAACUUCAAUUUUGUUGUUGCAGAUACUAUUAUAAAACUGGUAUUUUGGAACGAGUGGACAGGAGGUUAGUGUACAAGUUUGGAAAGAACGCACAUGGAUGGCAAGAGAGCAAGCUAUGAAAUACCCUUUUGCUUCAGACUCACUGUCAAAUAUGCAACAUGAAGUCACCAAGGGAAGCUCUUUGCAGGACCUCUCAAGAUUCAUAACUGGAUAAAAUAGCAACAAUAGACUUUGAGGAUUGUAUUGGGGAAUUCACUGUUCUCCAUAUUUUUUGGACUAGCAUCAUCAAAUGCUUGACACUUAUCAAAAUAACACCCAAAAACUGCUCUGUAGUCUUAUACCAUAGUCUGGGGCUAUAUAUGUAGCAUUGUUCCCAAUGCCAAGAAGAGCAACAGUUUGCCAGUCAGGGCUCCCCAGAGCAUCUUCUAAACUGUGCAGGAAUUUGUAACUCACACUUUAUGUAGUGAGAUCAAUGAGGGAGCAAGAAAGUAGAAAGCCUGCAGCAAAUGCAGUUACACCAGAAAAUGUGAAGAAGGGACACCAUAUUUCCAACCUAUCCAAGUCAAUAAGAAAGUACGAUGAACUUAGCUAUACAUCAGAUUCCCUCACUGAAUCCACAGUUCUGUCACUUUAAAAAAGCCAAACCCAUAGAUUUCAAAAGAACACAUGCUUGAAAACUAAUUUCAAAAUGAGCCCAUAUAUUUAUCAAUUUUUAUUGCCUCCCCCGUUUCUGGUGCUUCCAUCACUGUAUGCACUUUAGUGCAAAUAGUUAUCACUUGUUUAUACUCUGUUAGUGGGUUGGUUGGUUAUAGUAAGUCAAAUACUAUCUGACUGCAUAUUGUCCUACAUUCGUUUUUAUGGAGUGGAGUAUAUUGAGCAUGGGGACGGCAGAAUAUAAAUAUUUUAAAUAAAUUAAAUAAAAAAAUAAUAUGAGGG
Molecule: messenger RNA, 13120 nt
Organism: Podarcis lilfordi (Lilford's wall lizard)
Lineage: Eukaryota; Metazoa; Chordata; Lepidosauria; Squamata; Lacertidae
Source: the annotation of a GenBank genome assembly